Molecule: messenger RNA, 759 nt
Organism: Entrophospora sp. SA101
Lineage: Eukaryota; Fungi; Glomeromycota; Glomeromycetes; Entrophosporales; Entrophosporaceae
Source: the annotation of a GenBank genome assembly
AUGAGUAAUAAUAGAACCAGCAUUUUGAAUUAUUCGAUUGUUGAUGAAAUUGGUAGUAAUAAUGAAGUGGGAAAAGGAGGGAAAGAAUCUGAUUGGAAUGCAUUUAUUGGUUGUGUGUGUAUUGUAGCAGGAGCAGGAACUUUGGGCAUUCCCUAUGCUAUACAACAAGGUGGAUGGAUUACCAUCUUCAUGAAAAAACCACAAAACUGGCCAAAAGUACUCUCAUAUUCAAUGUUUACAAUUACAAUGUUAUAUCUAAUAAUUGGAUUUUUUGGUUAUUUAACUUAUGGAAAUAAUGUCAAAUCACCAAUUUAUUUAAAUUUACCUGAUGGAAUAUUAAUCAACAUUAUAAUAAUAUCAAUAACACUACAUGUGAUAUUUGCAUUGCCAAUUUAUCAGACAGCAUCCUCAUUGGAAUUAGAAAAUUAUUUUAAUAUCAACGAGAAUAAAUUGGGUCGACUACGAGAAUUCAUUUAUCGGUCAUUGUUACGUAUUGUAACUGCUGCCAUGGAAGUUUAUAUUGCAAUAUCAAUACCUUAUUUUGCUGAUGUUAUGUCAUUAUUAGGUGCAUUGGCUAAUGGCACAUUAUUGGUUGUUAUGCCAUUAUUGUUAUGGUUGAGGUUUUUUGGAUGGAGUAAAUUGGAAAAUAAAAAUUGUGAAAAAGUUUGGAUAAUAUUUACUUUAAUGUUUUCAAUAACAAUUGCAAUAAUUGGAAGUUGUGAUGCUAUCAUCUCAAUAUAUAAUGACAUUUAUAAAUAA